Messenger RNA from Phytophthora nicotianae INRA-310, 2089 nucleotides. RefSeq lists its product as hypothetical. The transcript is spliced from 4 exons. The record is from RefSeq and is a predicted model, not a curated record. Lineage: Eukaryota; Oomycota; Peronosporomycetes; Peronosporales; Peronosporaceae. Gene Ontology annotation, molecular function: acyltransferase activity. The coding region runs from base 96 to 2000 and encodes 634 amino acids.
CGAAAUUCAGUCACUUUGACACGGGUCACCUCAUCCUUGACCCGUUAAGACCUUUGCUGUCUGUUCAGCAUUUUGGCUUUUGCUCAAAUUAGCGCAUGGGAGUUCGCAGCACCAAGUCUCCAGUCUGCAGUAACCAACCUUCUAGUGAACAGAGUAUAGCCAUGUCGAAGCCUCAGCAGCAUGAGCGUACCAUGCAGUAUCAGGACGAGCUACCGUCGCUGCCGCUGCCCCCACUGGAACAAACGCUAGAGAAGUAUAUCAAGAGCUGCGAGGCGCUGCUGACACCCAGCGAGCUGGAUCAUACCAAGGCUGUAUGCCACGAUUUCCUUCAUGGCGUGGGGCCUCAACUACAGGCUAUUCUACAGGAACGCGCCGACACGGAGCGUAACUGGAUCGAGGAGUGGUGGGAGACCUUCGCGUAUCUUCAGCCGCGCUAUCCUUCGGCCAUCAACAUCAAUUGGUACGGCGUACUACCUGGUAACUGGGGACCGAGGGACAUGAGCCAAUGUGAAGCUGCAUCCAUCUUCACACAUGCCAUCCUCAAGUUCCGUAAGAACUUACUCGAGGAGAAAUACCCGGUGGAGAAGAUGAUGGGUCGACCGCUGUGUAUGUAUACGUAUUCACGUAUGUUCAACACGUGCGUUAUUCCUGGAGAGGAGUGCGACGAGAUGGUCUCGUAUCCACAUGAUGCCAAGCACAUUCUCGUGUUGAGAAACAAUUGCAUGUGGGCAGUGCAAGUGUUUGGGGACAAUGGGGAGGACGUCCCACUCGCGGACAUUCUGAGACAAUUUGAGCUCGUGCGAGAUGAAGCCACGGGCCUAUUCGACUUGGAGCGCUAUCCACCCGUCAGUGUCCUAACAUCGGAGAAUCGCACUAACUGGGCCAAGGCUCGGGAUCACAUUAUGUCUCUGGACGACAUUAACAAGCAGUCAUUCGACUUGAUCGAGCGGGCGUUGUUUUGUGUCGCGCUGGACGAGAGCUCUGCGUCGACUUACGACGAGAUCGCUCGCAACUGUUUGCUCGGAGAUGGACGUAAUCGCUGGUAUGACAAGCCGUUCACGCUCAUUAUCCACGAGAACGCUCGUGGUGGUUUGAACGGCCAGCACGCAUGGGCUGAUGCCCUGGUGGUGGUUCGCCUAUUCGACUACUGCAUCAAGUACGUGAACGAGAACUUCAAGGCCAAGUUCGCGAACCGUGCUGACUUGAAGCCCACGCUUAACCUCAAGCCGAAGCGGCUGGAUUGGGUACUGGACAAUGCUGCAUACACAGCUAUUGAAUGUGCCAGUGCAGCAGUAGGGAAGUUGAUCCACAACAGCGACAUCGCCACGAUGCAGUUCAACCACUACGGCUCAGCCUUCCUCAAGCGAUACAAGUUGACACCGGACUUCUUCAUGCAGAUGGCUAUUCAAUUAGCACACUACAAGAUGCACACGCGAGUUCCUGCAGUUUACGAGACAGCACACACGAGAAUGUUCUAUCACGGUCGUACCGAGACAAUUCGGUCGCUGUCGAAGGAAUCGCUAACGUUCGUGAAGACAAUGGAGUCGAACGCUUCGGAUGGAGCAAAGUGGGACGCGUUGAAAACUGCUAUUGAGGCUCACAAGGAGACGCUGAAGGAUUGCUUGACUGGAGACGGUAUUGACCGUCAUCUCAUGGGUCUACAGAUCGUGGCCGAGAUGUCUGGCAUCACGCCCAAGCCCUCGCUGUUCACCGAUCGAGCUUUCGAGGCGAGCAAGAAGUUUCUGAUUUCCACGAGUAACAUCAGUGGCGGCCCCGGUGCGAGUCCAAUCUGGGGAGGGUUCUCGGCCAUGUACAAUGAGGGAUACGGUGUGUGCUACGCAUUGCAACCGGAUCGUAUUAACGUGAGUAUCACAUGCUACCAUGUGUGUCCGGAGACGAGUGCAGCCACGUUCAAGCGCUACUUGGAGACUGCACUGUUGGAAAUGGUGGACCUCUGUCUCACACGCAACGUCAUCUACGUCGGCUCGUCGAAGAUCUAGGCGCGGUGGGCUCAACUUGAAGCCAUCUUUCGUAUUCUACCAAUCCAUUAAAUAAUUGGAGCGAUUUCUAUAGCCAUUUAAAGACUUUG